This is a messenger RNA of Aplosporella prunicola CBS 121167, 1234 nucleotides long. RefSeq lists its product as uncharacterized. Gene Ontology annotation, molecular function: oxidoreductase activity. Bases 1 to 1029 code for a protein of 342 amino acids. Lineage: Eukaryota; Fungi; Ascomycota; Dothideomycetes; Botryosphaeriales; Aplosporellaceae. The transcript is spliced from 2 exons. The record is from RefSeq and is a predicted model, not a curated record.
AUGACUGACGCCGACUUCGACCUCGUGCGCGACGCCCUCUACCGCCACAGCGUCGUCGUGAUCAAGAGCCGCGCCGACCUCUCCCCCAAAGCCCAGUACGAGCUGACGCGGCGCUUCGACCCGACGGCGGGCAGCUACGGACACGGCACCACGCUGGACGCAAAGCGCAGCAUCCUGCACCCGGACCUGAAGACGGUGCCGCACCAGCCGCAGGUGCAGGUGAUUGGGAACGGGUUCGUCGACGCGUACGAAGGGCUAGAGAACGUGCGCCUGCGCCACCCCCACCACCGCACUUUCCACAAGACGCGCAUUCCCGACGAGGAGGACUUGGAAGCUACCCGCUUCUAUCGCUGGCAUAUUGAUGCGGCGCUGUAUGAGCUGCACCCCCCGCGCGUGACGUCGCUGCUCGCGGUGCGCGUGCCCAAGGGCCGCCGCCAGACAUGUCGGUAUGACGACGGCAGCGGCGAGGAGCUCGACGUGCCGCUGGGGACGACGGCGUUCGUGUCCGGCUACCGGAUGUACGAGCUGCUGUCGGACGCCGACAAAGCGCUCGCGCGGACCUCGACCGUCGAGUACGCGGCGCACCCGUACAUCUGGAUGAGCGGCGCGCGAGCAAAGUCGACCGGCCUAGGCCUGGAAACCGAAGGCCGCGAGCUGCCCGCCAGCGAGCUCCCGCCCGUCGACCCCUCCAAGAUCAUGCGCCUGCCCAUGUGCUGGCGCAACCCCGUUACCGGGCGCCUGGCGCUGCAGAUCCACCCGGCCGCGGUGCGCGCGAUCCACCGCCAGGAUGGCACGGUCGUGGACGAGCUGGGCGAGGCGCGCGCGCUGGUGCAGCGCCUGCAGCGCCCGGCGAUUGCGCCGCGGUUCGUCUAUCCCCAUGACUGGCAGGAGGGCGAUCUCGUGCUCUUUAAUAAUCAUGGCGUGCUGCAUUCGGUUGUGGGCGCGUUUGCGGACCAUGAGGUUAGGCUGUUCAGGCAGUGCAAUUUGGCGGCUAGUGAGGCGCCGCGAGGGCCGGUGGGCGAGGCUUGAGUGAAGGGGGACGAUGAGGCGGUGGUGCUUGGCGGGUGAGCUUGUGUACAUACUACAACGUGCGAGCGAGCGAGUGAGAGUGAGUGGCUUAGGCUGCGAAGGAUCCGAAGUCGCGUGGUGCAGAUAGACGUCUAGAAGAAAUCCAUCCAUCCAUCCAUCUGUCCAUCCGCAGUGCCCGCCUCUUCCGCCUCGGGCCCGACCCAAG